This is a messenger RNA of Brugia malayi, 2823 nucleotides long. RefSeq names its product guanine nucleotide-binding protein alpha-7 subunit, putative (gene Bma-swsn-1). Gene Ontology annotation, cellular component: SWI/SNF complex. The transcript is spliced from 19 exons. Gene Ontology annotation, biological process: positive regulation of DNA-templated transcription. Gene Ontology annotation, molecular function: DNA binding; histone binding. NCBI's taxonomy places the organism in Eukaryota, Metazoa, Nematoda, Chromadorea, Rhabditida, Onchocercidae. The record is from RefSeq and is a predicted model, not a curated record. The coding region runs from base 1 to 2823 and encodes 940 amino acids.
AUGUCUAGCAGCAAAGUUGCCGUCCGAAAGAGUGGACAGAAACGGAAGCGAGAGGAAGAUGAUUCCACUUCGAUACAGGACGAAGAAGAUAGUCGAAGCGGACUCACGAUGGUUUCAAUACCAAAAGGAAAAGAGAAAGAUGUAGAAUAUUCUGCACCAAAGUCACAAAAAUUGACGGAUUUGGAUGAAGAAGGUAUCAAGGAGGGCGAGGAUGGUAACGUCAUCGAACAGACGCAUUAUAUUAUCAUACCAUCAUAUGCCGCUUGGUUUGAUUACAACGCUAUUCAUCAGAUUGAAAAACGUGGAGUACCUGAAUUUUUUAAUGGACGAAACAAAAGCAAAUCACCUGAAGUGUAUAUGGCAUAUCGUAAUUUCAUGAUUGAUACGUAUCGUUUAAAUCCUUUUGAAUAUUUGUCCUCUACAGCAUGCCGAAGAAAUCUUGGCGGUGAUGUAUGUUCUAUACUGAGAGUACAUUCAUUUUUGGAACAGUGGGGUCUUAUAAACUACCAAGUUGAUUCGGAAGCACGUCCUGCACCAGUAGCACCUCCAUGUACUUCUCAUUUUAUGGUACUGGCGGAUACACCCAUGGGUAUUCAGCCUAUCCAACCAACUCCUAAUCUCGCUCAGAAUGAUGAAGUUAAAAAAGAAAAGGAUAAAAAGGAAAAAGAUAAGGAAAAGGAUGAUGAAAGUACAAAAGACGAGGGUAAUGUGACGGUUAAGAUUGAAAAACUAGGUGAUGCUGGCUUGAAAACCGAUAUGUAUGCAAAACACCUUGCCACGAUGAAGAUGCGAGGAGCUGCUCCGAACAGAGAUUGGACUGAUCAAGAAACGCUAUUACUGCUGGAAGGUUUAGAAAUGUUCAAGGAUGACUGGAAUAAAGUUGCUGAUCAUGUUGGAUCCCGUACUCAAGAUGAAUGCAUCAUGCGGUUCUUGCAGUUGCCUAUUCAAGAUCCGUACCUAGAAGAAGGAGGUGCCGAAGCUGAAAUUUUAGGUCCUUUAGCAUACCAACCAAUGGCAUUCAGUCAAGCGGGUAAUCCAAUAAUGUCAACGGUAGCAUUUCUGGCAUCUGUUGUCGAUCCUCGAGUUGCAUCCAAAGCUGCAAAAGCAGCAUUAGAAGAAUUUGCAAAGAUGAAAGAGGAAGUGCCUCCACUGGUUGCCGAAGCGCAUGCCCUCAACGUAGAAGCAGCAUCAGCUGGUGGUAAGAUUGAUGGUAGUGCAGGCCUGAGUGUUUCUGGAAUUGCUGAUGACAGAACUGACAAAGAUAAAGGACCAGAACCCAUGGAUACUCAGUCUGAAGAAAUGAAAACUUGUUCUUCAGCAGAAGGAAACAAAGAUGCAGGCGAAUCAAAUGAUAGACAGAAAGAAGAUAAUAAAAGUAAAGUUUCCGAAACAGUACAAGCAGCAGCUGCCGCAGCGCUUGCUGCAGCCGCAGUGAAAGCCAAGCAUCUAGCUGCGAUAGAAGAAAGACGCAUCAAAUCAUUAGUUGCCCAGUUAGUUGAAACACAAAUGAAAAAGCUGGAAAUGAAGCUACGUCACUUUGAUGAACUUGAAGCAAUAAUGGAUAAAGAACGAGAGGCGCUUGAAUAUCAACGACAGCAACUAAUUCUGGAACGACAGUCUUUUCAUAUGGAUCAGUUACGUUAUCUUGAACAACGUGCUAAACAUGAAGCGCAAUCAAAGCUUGUCGCUGGUGGUCAGCUACCGCCAAGUUUACCACCUGGCUUUGAAGUUAGUGGUCCACCUCAGCCGCAGCAGCAAGUACAAGUACCUGCACAUUCAGUAGGUGUUUCAACAUCCUCUGUGUCGUCCAGUUGUCCACCAGCUGUAGGUCUAGCAUCAAUGCAGGCGCAAAUGACUCAUGAUAGUGUUCAAAAAAUGGAUACCUCAGAGACGUCAACGAUUGCAGUAUCCGUUGCUAUGCCUCAAGUAUCACAGCAGGCACUUGUUCCAGCUUCCUCUGCGGUGACGCAACCAAACAUUACGACUGCAUCACUGCAAACAAAUAUAAGUGCUGUGCCGCCACCUCAAUCAAGUAUGACUGUUGGACCACCACAGCCAGGCAUGACUGUAGUACCACCACCGCAAACAGGCAUGUCUGCAGUACCAUCACAAUCAAAUAUAGCUGCAAUACCAACGCAGGUGCAGCAGCAGCACUCACAAGCCCAACAACAUCCACAAAUCCAGCAACCGCAACAACCUACCCAAACUAUACAGCCGCCACCUCAGCAACCAACCUCUACAACUGGUACUAUGAAUGUACCUCAAGUCAUGACUGUACAGCCGCAGCAGCAUUUGCCACCACCACCACAGCAGCAGCAGCAACAGCAGGCACCGCCACCUCAGCAACAAUAUCAGCAAGCACCUCAGCAACAACCACAACUUCAGCAGCAACCUUAUCCUCCUCAAGGUGGUUAUCAGCCGCAGCAGCAGUAUGCACAAUAUGCGCAGAACACUUCCCCACAGCAGUAUCCACCACAAGGUUAUCAAAAUGCGCCAUCACAAGGAUACUAUGGGCAGCCUGGAACUCGACCGCCUUAUCCGCAACAAUAUGCACAGCGACCGUCUUAUCAACAGCCAAUGCAGGCCUAUGGUCAACCAGUGCGGCCAAGUUUUCCACCGACAUCAGCGGCAGCUCCUCCACCAGGUCAAAGUUAUGGUUAUCCUCAAGGCUAUCCACCACAAGGCCCACAGUAUGCACCACCCGGUGGUUAUGCGCAUCCGCAAGGACAACAAGCACCUCCGCCAACUUCAGUGCCUCAGCCAGUAGAGUCUUCGGAUGCUGCUACGCCACCUAUGCACCAGGGAACGCCAUCGAAUCAAUAA